Messenger RNA from Candidozyma auris, 2592 nucleotides. RefSeq names its product carnitine O-acetyltransferase (gene CTN3). The transcript has a single exon. The coding region runs from base 1 to 2592 and encodes 863 amino acids. Gene Ontology annotation, cellular component: cytosol. Gene Ontology annotation, molecular function: carnitine O-acetyltransferase activity. Lineage: Eukaryota; Fungi; Ascomycota; Pichiomycetes; Serinales; Metschnikowiaceae. Gene Ontology annotation, biological process: carnitine metabolic process. The record is from RefSeq and is a predicted model, not a curated record.
AUGAAAUACUCGCUUUUUCAGUACGAGGAAGACCUCCCUCGCCUCCCCGUGCCGGCGUUGGCAGAGUCUACCCAGCAAAUUCUCGCCGCUUUGAAACCGCUUCUUUCUGUAGAAGAAUAUUCGGAAAUCCUCGAUGAAGCUGCUCAAUUGAUGUCGAACAAAACAGUCUCGCUCAUCCAGAAACACCUUGUGGCGGCUCUGCAGAACCCAGACGUCACGUGCUAUUUGAACGCCAUCAACGGCGAGAGCUAUCCUGGCAUCUACGGCGACUUGAAAGGUGACAUUCUUCCCAGGAACCCCUUUUUGGUGCUUGAGGAGGAUCCUUACGCCCAGACGAUCAAUCCGCCCAAUCAGGCACAGAGAACGGCGUCUUUGGUGAAUUCGACUUUGAAAUUCAUUGUCAGUUUGCGUAAUGGCACCUUGAAACCCGAUGUGACCCCAAAAUCAGGCACUCCCCUCACGAUGAAGUGCUACAUGAACUUGUUUGGCACGACCAGGGUCCCUGACGAGCUGCAGGAGUACCACCACAUCACCAUUUCCAAGUACAAGCACUUCAACGACUCGCGCCACGUGCUUUUCAUUUGCAACAACCAGUUCUACACUUUGGAGGUGCUUACCAAAUGUGAUGAUGUAACAAAGAACCCAAAGCAUCAGCUCUGGUUCAACGACGCUGAAUUGGCGCCCAUGGUGCAGGCCAUUAUGGACGAUGCUUCUUCGGUGGAUAAAAUCACCGCUGUCAACAAUGGUAUCGGCGCCAUAACCACCCAGACAUAUGGACAGUGGAGAACUGCCAGAAUGGAGUUGAAAAAAUCAAACAAAGAGUACUUAGAGGCCAUUGACAACGCACUCUUUGUGGUGGUGCUUGACUCAAACAGCUCUCCAAAGACGGAUCAGGAAAAGACUCAGGUCAUUUCCCACGGUACCUCUCGAUUGCACGAAGGAACAAGCAUCCAGGUGGGAUCGUGUACUUCACGAUGGUACGAUAAGCUUCAAUUGAUCGUUACUGCCAACGCAGUUGCUGGUGUUGUGUGGGAAUCGUCACUGAUGGAUAGUACUGCGAUCUUGAGAUUCAUCAGUGAUAUUUAUACCGAUUCCAUUUUGAAGCUUGCUAGGAACAUCAACGGUGCCGAAAACACCUUGUUCGACGAGACAGUUCAGUUUGUCUCUGGUAAAGAAAGCGAUGUGAAGCCAAUCGUGAAAGAGCUCCAUUUCAAGAAGACCCCAGAGCUUCAGCACUUGAUUCACCUUUCAGAAACGAGACUUGCAGAUCUCCUCAACCAGCACGAGUAUAAGAGCUUGACAAUGAAGCUCGAUUCUCAUCUUUUGAGCAAACUGGGUCUUCUGCCCGACUCCUUUUUGCAAGUGGGAUUCCAGGUUGCACACUAUGCGUUGUACGGCAAGAUUGCCAACACGUUGGAGCCCAUCACCACACGAAAAUUCCGUGACGCUCGAACCGAGUUAAUUGCUGUUCAAAACGAACAGAUCGAAAACCUCGUUAGGUUGUUCAUCACUUCGGCAGAUAAUGAGAAAAAAUGGACUACCUUUAAGUCUUGUGCCCUUGCUCACACAAAGCAGUAUAGAGAUGCGAUGUUGGGACAUGGCUUCGAGCGUCAUAUCGGCGCGUUGCUCCAAGUUAUGAAAAAGCCUAGUGCUGUUGCCAAUCUCAACGAGAUCAAUAAGAAUGUCGAGGGCUUAGAGCCAAUUCCGCCCGUUGAAGAGAUGGCCAAUACGUAUAUUCCGUUUUUGUCAAAUGAGUCUAUUGAAAGACUCACUGGCGCCGAACUUUUGAUAAGCAAUUGUGGGAACCCAGCGUUGCAUCUUUUUGGAAUCGCCCCUGCUGUUGAGCAAGGCUUCGGUAUUGGCUACAUCAUCCACAGAGAUAAGGUUGUGGUGACGGUGUCGUCGAAGUUCCGGCAAACCGAGCGUUUCCUCAGCACGUUUCGUUCUGUGAUGAAGGAAGUGAAGAACAUCCUUCGUGGAGAAGCAGACUUGUUGGAGGAAAUGGCCGAUACUGAGACCAGAAAGUACGAGCUCAAGCGCCUCAGAAUCGAAAGAGAGUUGAAAAACGUCAACAAGGACUUGCACUCGACCAAGCACCCAAUUGAUCUCCGCAUCGACUCAACCUCGCUGUUGUGGAAACCAGAGUCCCCUGCCAAGGAGGUUCCAAGACCUCAUGAGUCUGGAAGCAAUUCCGACGACAACAAGGACGACGAAUUCAACUAUCUCGGUGGAUACGGUUACUUUGACGUUGACGAGGUUGAGAUUAGGCGUGAGGAGCUCUCUCGCGAGGAAUCUUACUUGAGUAGCACAACAUCCAGCUUGACGUCCAAAUCCGGUUCUCGGGUCACUUCAAGCGGCAAUUUGUACGGAAUGGUGAAGCAACCUCACCACGGAAUACAGCUUCCUCAACAGCCGGAUCUCAGGCAAAAGAUCUCUCUCAACGACCAGAUAAGGGACCGUUUGCAGCCAGACGUGCUGCUGCCUAGUCUUGACCAGGUGAUGACGCAGGGCGAAUACUUCCAGCCACAGCAGCAGCAGCAGCUGAGAAGGAAGAACCAGAUUGGGCGCGAGGUGCCCAUGUCGCGUCUCUGA